Molecule: messenger RNA, 988 nt
Organism: Microplitis demolitor
Lineage: Eukaryota; Metazoa; Arthropoda; Insecta; Hymenoptera; Braconidae
Gene: Fam92
Product: CBY1-interacting BAR domain-containing protein 1-B
Exons: 7
Coding region: 64-984 (306 amino acids)
Biological process (GO): cilium assembly
Cellular component (GO): ciliary transition zone; ciliary basal body
Source: RefSeq, a predicted model, not a curated record
GUCAUUUUUUAGGAUUGUGAGUUCAAAACUAAGAUUGUUUAAUGUUAAACAAUAACAUAAAUAAUGCUAAAAUCAAAAUCGCAAAAUAGUAUUUGUGAACAAGAAGCAAGAUUCAUUCAAGAAAGAAUAACAGGAGUAGAAAAACAUUUCGCCGAAUUAUGUACUUCAUUCGCAGCUUAUACAAGAAAAUCUGCAAGGCUUCGAGAUAAAAAUGACGAGGUUGCCAAAGUGAUCCAAACAUAUGCUGAAUCAGAAACUAUCAACAUAUCAUUAAGCCAUGGGUUAUCUAAUUUUGCAGCAACUUUAUCAGUCAUCGGUGAUUACAAGGAUGCUGAAGUUCAACGUAUUGAUUCAAAGAUAAUCUCAAUCUUAUCGCAGUAUUCAAUUAUUUGUCGACAUGCUCGUGAAGAUGUUAAAAACACUUUCUCAGCCCGUGAUAAAGAACUUGCUCGAAGAAAACAUAUUGAUAAGCUUCGGCUCAAGGAAUCAGGAAAAUCACCCACAUCGCAAGCUGACUUGAAAUCAAUGACAGCUACAGUUCAAGUAUUAAAAGUUGUCAAAGGCUUGGAAGAACAGAUAGAUUCUUUUGAGAAACGCAAACUGCACGAUCUCAAAACAUUAUUACUCGAUUUUGUCAUGAUUGAGUUAAGUUUUCACACGAAAGCUGUUGAACUUUUCACUAAAGCUUAUCAAGAUAUUGCCGAGAUAGAUGUAUUUAAAGACUUAGAGAAAUUUCGAGAGAUGUUAAAUGUCCCUGAAACUUUCUCACGAUUUGAUACUGUCACAAGAACAUCUUUCCGUCAAUCGUAUUCUCUCAAUAAUUUACCAAAUCAUUUGUCAUCAUCACCAGUGCAGUUGAAAAACUUGAGUCGUACAACAGAAUCAUUGGAUUCUUUGAAAACAGCUGUCACUAAUUCUUCAGAAUUAGUUCAAGUUGAUGAAUACGAUGAGAGCUCCAAUACCACAGGUGAAACUAUCCAUUGACGAU